AUGAGAGUCCAUGACGGUUAUAUCGAGUUCGUCACCGACACUCGAGGCGGUGGUACGAAGAACCACAACUUCACCGGCGACGCGAUCAUCAUCCGCUUCGGCGCCGACGCGCUGCCGGUGCCGCCCAAGAUCCGCAGCGGAUACUGGGAGAGAGUCUACAACCGGGCUGACUCCGCCAAGAAAGGCCGUAGUUACCGCACCGCGGACCAGAAGAACCGGAAGACAUACCGGGAGGCUCUUCUGAAGCUGGCUGAGGACCUCUGCUCCGCUGGAGAGGAUAUCAAGGACUUCUACAAGGCGGAGAAGCGCCGGGUUCUCCGAGAGACCCGAGGAGUGCUAGAUGACGAAUUCGUGGCGUUUAUGGCCCGAGAGGAGAUUGAAAUUGACCUCAAUGCUUGGACUCAUCGGGAUCUGAGAGCUCACUCGUGA
Phaeoacremonium minimum UCRPA7 is the source of this 429-nucleotide messenger RNA. RefSeq lists its product as hypothetical. The record is from RefSeq and is a predicted model, not a curated record. NCBI's taxonomy places the organism in Eukaryota, Fungi, Ascomycota, Sordariomycetes, Togniniales, Togniniaceae. The coding region runs from base 1 to 429 and encodes 142 amino acids. The transcript is spliced from 3 exons.